This is a messenger RNA of Symbiodinium necroappetens, 303 nucleotides long. The record is from the annotation of a GenBank genome assembly. Lineage: Eukaryota; Dinophyceae; Suessiales; Symbiodiniaceae.
AUGGUGCUGCGGGACGACCGGCGAACGGUGGUCGACGUGGCUUGGCCCAGCCCGUGCAAUGUCACGCUGGAGUCCAGGGCUGGGCGGCUGCAUCAGAAGGUCCGCGUCUCGCAGUUGAGCACCGGGAAGCAUGCAGGGCGGCGUGGACAGGUUGCACUGGAUGCCCGCCACAAGGAGUUUCCGCUCUUCGUUCAGAGGGGCGAGGACGUGGAGCUCGUGGUCAACGUCGAGUUCCCCGCAAGUGAGUCUGUGCAUUUCCCGGUCGAAGACCUCGUAGAGCUUCGAGAGGCUACACGAAGAUGA